AUGGCACAAAGAAGGGCCCCGUCAUCGUAUUCCCGUUCUUCCCUGCUUGGUCCAACCCCGCCGGCUUCGGGGCGGUCAUCGCCCUAUAACUACGAGCCAACCGGCCAACGAUUUGCAGACGACCUCGAGGGUCAGAAUGACGAGGCUUUGGAAGGGUUGAGUGCAAAGGUCAAGCUACUCAAGGAUAUCACUGUCGGUAUCGGUAAUGAGGUCCGGGAGUCGACAAAACAACUGAGCGAAAUGAACGACGCUUUCGCAGAAACGGGGUCAAUACUGAGUGGGACAUUCAGACGGAUGAACAACAUGGCUGCAAGACAAGGGUGUCGCUGGCUAUGGUACAUUGUCUUUCUCGUCAUUGUGUUCUGGUUCUUCCUUGUUGUGUGGUGGUUUCGUCGGUGA
Molecule: messenger RNA, 399 nt
Organism: Mycena indigotica
Lineage: Eukaryota; Fungi; Basidiomycota; Agaricomycetes; Agaricales; Mycenaceae
Product: SNARE complex subunit
Exons: 4
Coding region: 1-399 (132 amino acids)
Biological process (GO): endoplasmic reticulum to Golgi vesicle-mediated transport
Source: RefSeq, a predicted model, not a curated record